CCACGGAAGUUUUGAUGUAAGUUGAUAUUUGUGUUUUCCCUUCAUCCAGGUCCAUGUGGCCUUAUGAACAGGUUGGAUGGAAUAUAAACGUCACGGUGGGAUUUAAGAAGGUUUCAACGGUGGGCAUUAUUAUCACCGCUGCUUCCUGUAGUGUGGUCCUUCUAAGUCUUAGAUCUGCCUUAUUUUCUGGUUCGUAGUGUAAAAUGAUCUGGAAAAAUGGGUGGACGGCUUGGAUAAAACCCAUACAUAACGGUGGGUACCACAAAGCCCCUGCCUGGACUGAGUCCUUUAGGGCGGAGCAAGAAGCAAUCCGCUUCCCCAAUAAUAAUAAUAAUACAGAAAGAAUUCAAACCGUUGAAAGAGCAACACGAAAUAAAAUAAAAAUUGAAGGAAAAAGGAAAAAAAUAAUAAUAAUAACCAAGCCAAAUGCAAUUUUGAAAAUUUCCACGUCCAAACAUACCUAUAUAAGGACUCUGAACUCCAUCUUCCUUUCUCAUUCCAUUCCCAUUCCUUCAUUUGGGUUUUAUCCUUAGAAAUUUUGUGCUUGUUUACCUCACGAACCAAAGGGCUAUGGCACAUACAUUUCAGGCCAUGCAGACUCUUGCAGUAAUCCUUCUCUUUCUCUUUGGCAAUGCGGUGGUCGCAGAGGACAUACUCAUCAAUGAUGAGAGCCUCAACACAGGAGAGUUCCUUGAAAACGGGCCCUACCGGUUUAUAAUGCAGGCCGACUGCAACCUGGUGUUGUAUGUGAACACCACGCGGGCACUUUGGUCUUCUAGGACGAAUGGAAGGGGCACAUCUUGCCGCGCCACACUGCAGAACAAUGGCAACCUCGUCGUGUUGUCUGGGUCGGAUGUCGUGUGGACGAGCAACACAGCCGUUGGAGCAAAUAAUUACCGCCUCAUUGUUCAAGGGGAUGGGAAUGUGGUGAUCUAUGGCGCAGCUAUGUGGGCCACCAACACUGUACAGAGCAACAGACGGUUGCUUUGAGGAUUUGCAAGUGAGCCUUCUGUGAUGGAUGAGGCAUGUUGUUGCGCCAGAUUUAUGUGUUUAAUAAGUUUAAUUAAAGAUCAUCUCAUUCUUGUGAGAGAUUAUGGUGUUUUUUCAAUGGCCAAUGGUCACAAGAAAUAAAAUCAAUCUAAGUUUGCUCUC
Molecule: messenger RNA, 1152 nt
Organism: Magnolia sinica
Lineage: Eukaryota; Viridiplantae; Streptophyta; Magnoliopsida; Magnoliales; Magnoliaceae
Product: mannose-specific lectin-like
Exons: 1
Coding region: 571-990 (139 amino acids)
Source: RefSeq, a predicted model, not a curated record